AUGCCGCUGGCGUAUGCUGUGCCCACAGAUUCGGCCACGGAGGACAAGCCCGAGGCCGUGGCGGCGCCCUGGCCGCGGUCCCGCUGCCGCUUGCCGGCGGUCAGUGCGCUCGCCGUCCUCCCGGUGGUGGCGGUCUGCGCGGUCGCGGUGGGCGGUUCUGGCGGCCCGAUCCCCGUGCGCGGGAGGUCGGCCGAAGUGAUCAGCAUGCCAGACUGGGGCAAGGAGGCGAGAUUGGCGCCGUGGACAUCUCCGAUCGUCGAGGGCGCUGAGCAGGGCGUCGCCCUCGUCUGUGGCCAGGCGACGAAGCCAGACGGCACUCCGUCCCGGGCUUUAGCAAUGAGGCAGGUGCUGAUGGACGAAGGGAUCCCAGAGGACAAUACCAUUUUGGAGUCUCAGGCAUUUACCACAGCGGAGAACUUCUGGUUUGCCAUGCGUUGGAUCUCCAGGCACGGGCAA
Molecule: messenger RNA, 456 nt
Organism: Prorocentrum cordatum
Lineage: Eukaryota; Dinophyceae; Prorocentrales; Prorocentraceae
Source: the annotation of a GenBank genome assembly